AUGAAAGCGCUUGCCAGCAGAGUUUUCUGGCUAGGUGUGAAUUUCCAUGCAGAUGGCGCGGACCCGGUAUACACAGGUGCCGUGGGGGUCGUGCUGGAAGCCGAGGCAGUUGAUGAGAUGGAAGAAGAGCCGGAAAAAGCGGAUGGUGAAGUAGUCGACAAAGUAAUUGAUUCAGUGCUAGCCUCUGGGAUAGAAGCUGAACCAGUCGACGAAGAGAUGGAUGAAACACUAGAUAGAGAAGUAGUUGCUGUAGAAGUGCUGGAUCCAGUACUUGCUUCUUCUGUGAUUGAGGCCGAGGUAGUCGAUGAAGAGAUGGAUGAAACACUAGGUGGAGAAGAAGUCGCUGUAGACGUGCUGGAUCCAGUGCUAGCUUCUGAGAUAGAAGCUGAACCAGUCGAUGAAGAGAUGAAUGAAACACUAGAUAGAGAAGUAGUUGCUGUAGAAGUGCUGGAUCCAGUGCUGGCUUCUUCUGUGAUUGAGGCCGAGGUAGUCGAUGAAGAGGUAAACGAAAUGCUAGAUAGAGUAGAUGAGAAAGUAGCCGAUGUAGAAGUACUAGAUUCAGUCGUUGCUUCCAGCUGUAAGGGAACACUCUCUGUGGCGGUGGUAGAAUAA
This is a messenger RNA of Penicilliopsis zonata CBS 506.65, 612 nucleotides long. RefSeq lists its product as hypothetical. NCBI's taxonomy places the organism in Eukaryota, Fungi, Ascomycota, Eurotiomycetes, Eurotiales, Aspergillaceae. The coding region runs from base 1 to 612 and encodes 203 amino acids. The transcript has a single exon. The record is from RefSeq and is a predicted model, not a curated record.